Messenger RNA from Aspergillus thermomutatus, 1713 nucleotides. Its product is annotated as putative proline--tRNA ligase AIM10. Bases 1 to 1713 code for a protein of 570 amino acids. Gene Ontology annotation, biological process: prolyl-tRNA aminoacylation. NCBI's taxonomy places the organism in Eukaryota, Fungi, Ascomycota, Eurotiomycetes, Eurotiales, Aspergillaceae. Gene Ontology annotation, cellular component: mitochondrion; cytoplasm. The transcript is spliced from 5 exons. The record is from RefSeq and is a predicted model, not a curated record. Gene Ontology annotation, molecular function: proline-tRNA ligase activity; ATP binding.
AUGCGAGGUGGCUUCCUCCGACAGGCCUACUCAGGAAUAUUUCAUAUGUUACCGCUUGGAUUGCGGGUGCAGGAAAAGCUAGAGCGUCUUAUUGAUAAGCAUAUGCGAUCGGUUGGUGCCUCAAAGGUCUCUCUAUCAUCUAUAUCUUCUCAAGAGCUCUGGGAGCAGUCAGGUCGUCUGAAAGAAGGUUCAGAGGUCUUCAGAUUUCUGGACCGGAAAGAAUCCCGUUUCCUUCUUGCCCCUACUCAUGAAGAGGAAAUUACUGCUUUGGUGGGAAGCCUCACCAAGUCGUAUAGAGACCUCCCAUUGCGCGUCUAUCAAAUCUCAAGAAAGUAUAGAGAUGAACCACGACCAAGACAGGGCCUACUUCGCGGGCGAGAGUUCAUUAUGAAGGAUCUCUACACGUUCGAUUACAGUGUUGAAGAAGCCUUGAAGACGUACAACUUAGUGAAAGCGGCUUACAAAAACCUUUUUGAUGAGUUGAAAAUACCGUACCUAGUCGCUGCUGCAGACUCAGGAAAUAUGGGCGGAAGCCUGAGCCACGAAUUCCACUUUCCCAGCUCAAAAGGCGAAGACACAGUCAUCAGCUGCUCGAACUGCGACCAUGUCUACAACGACGAACUCGCAGAUGGAAAGGCUCAUAACGUCGAGGAGAUUGAAAAUACCAAUGCUGGGCAAGCAUCAGGCUUCGACACGGAGGGAACUUCAACCGGAGGCAAUCCGACUGUCUCAGUUGACUUAUGGAUGGCGAUAUCAAGAGACAAAAAGACUCUCUUGCGGGGGUGGUACCCCAAGUUCUCCAUGCACGAAGCAAACCGAGAACCCGUGGAACGCGAAGUCAACUCCCAUGCAGUCAAAUCUAUAGCCACCGCAGCUGGUGUUGACAUCGACCUUAGCGUAGAGAAUCCGCUUGAACAGUGGGUCUCACAGGUCAAGUCUGACAGGGACUCUGGUAUCUCUAGCUCCUCUGAGCGUCCACAGGUGCUGGAUCUGUAUGACGCACAGGUAAGAGUAUACAAGCGCCCUCCUCUAAGUGACCUUCUGGAGAAGGUCAACAGGACAGCGGACGAGGUUGAUUACUCCAUGCUCGAUCGCUUCCCUGGCACAAACCAAGCUCUGAACCUCGUCAAAGUACAAGAUGGCGACAAAUGUACCAAAUGCGCCAAAGGUUCAUUGAAGACUCACACCGCUGUCGAACUCGGACACACCUUCCACCUUGGCACCCGGUACAGCGAAGUCCUCCAGGCAUCCGUCAUGGUCGAUCGGUCGCUAUCCGGGGACUCUCAAUCCAAAGACCAGCAGGUGCCCAUGCAGAUGGGCUGUCAUGGAAUUGGCGUCUCGCGCAUGAUCAGCGCCGUAGCUGACAGUCUCGCGGAUUCAAAGGGCCUCAAUUGGCCUCGAGCAAUGGCACCUUACGAGGUAGUGGUCGUUCCGGGGAAGGGACUGGAGACGGAGGCAGAGAAAGUGUACGAUUCUCUCGUCUCAAAUCAUGCCUCUCCCAUCGAUGCUAUCCUGGAUGACCGCGACAAACAGAUGGGAUGGAAACUCGGGGACGCGGACUUGAUCGGAUACCCCGUGAUCAUCGUGGUCGGGAAAGGAUGGAAGAAGGCACAGACCCUCGAGGUACAAUGUCGUCGCUUGGACAAUCUACGCGAAGACGUGCCAUUGGAUCAGCUGCCGUCCUUCGUCCAGUCCCUACUAGAUCGACUAUGA